AUGUCCUCCUACGGCAAAAUCGACGAGCAUGAGCAAGCGAAGCUCGAGGCAAGUCGGAGGACAAAGAAGAGAAUCGCCAUUAUCGCCAUAUCUUCCAUCGUUCUCGUCUGCAUUAUCGUCGGAGCCGUCGUCGGGACCGCAGCUAACGGUAACGGCCAAAAACGUUCGAAGGAGAGUGACGAAGAAUCACUCUCCGUCUCCGUGAAAGCCGUUUGCGACGUGACAUUGCACAAAGAAAAAUGUUUCGAGACCGUUGGAUCGGCUCCAAACGCAAGCCGACUAAACCCGGAGGAGCUUUUCAAGUACGCCGUCAAAAUCACCAUCAUCGAGCUCUCAAAAGUUCUCGACGGAUUCUCCAGCGACGACCACAUGGAUAGCGCCACGUCAGGAGCAAUGGGAGCUUGCUUUGAGCUCAUCGAACUAGCCGUUGACCAGCUCAACUAUACGAUGAAGUCAAUGGAAGACAAGAAAACGACGCCCUAUGAGAGCAUCGACGAUCUCAGGACGUGGCUUAGCUCCGUGGAAACGUACCAAGAAACGUGUCAGGAAGCGUUGAACGAAGCGAACAAACCGGGUUUGGCGAAUUACGGAGAAACACACAUGAAAAACGCGACGGAGAUGACAAGCAAUGCGUUGGCGAUCAUCACGUGGCUAGGGAAAAUCGCCGACUCCAUUAAGCUGAGACGACGACGUUUGAUGACGACCGGUGACGUCAGCCCUCUUGACUUGGCGAUGAUGAAAGGUCGGAGGCUUUUGGAGAGUGGUGAUUUGAGGAAGAUGGCGGAUAUCGUGGUGGCGAAAGAUGGUUCGGGGAAGUAUAGGACCAUAACGGAGGCUUUAGAGAAAGUGAAGGAGAAGAAUGAGAAGCGUACGAUUAUAUAUGUCAAGGGAGGAGUUUAUUUGGAGAAUGUUAGGGUUGAGAAGACCAAAUGGAAUGUUGUGAUGGUUGGAGAUGGACAGAGGAAGACUGUUGUCGCUGCUGGACUCAACUUCAUCGAUGGAACCCCAACGUUCCAUACCGCCACAUUUGCUGUGUUCGGAAAGGGAUUCAUGGCUAGGGACAUGGGCUUCCACAACACAGCGGGUCCAGCGAAGCAUCAAGCCGUAGCUCUAAUGGCGAGCGCAGACUUAGCCGUGUUCUAUAGAUGCACCAUGGACGCUUUCCAAGAUACGCUUUACGCUCAUGCACAACGUCAGUUUUAUCGCGAGUGUGACAUUUACGGAACGGUAGAUUUUAUAUUCGGAAACGCUGCAGUUGUUUUCCAAAACUGCAACAUCUUGCCUCGUCGACCCAUGAAGGGCCAACAAAACACCAUAACCGCUCAGGGCAAGAAAGAUCCGAACCAAAACACCGGAAUAUCAAUCCACAAUUGUACCAUCUUGCCUUUGGAUAACCUAACCGGUAUUAAAACGUUCCUAGGCCGGCCUUGGAAGGAGUUCUCUACGACGGUGAUCAUGAAGUCGUACAUGGACGGGUUUAUCGACCCGAAAGGGUGGUUACCAUGGACUGGAGAUACCGCACCAGACACCAUUUUCUACGCCGAGCACUUGAAUUUCGGACCAGGAGCCUCGACGAAGAACCGGGUUAAGUGGAAAGGGUUGAAGACUUUUUUAACAAAGAAGGAAGCGAAUAGGUUCACGGUGAAACCUUUCAUUGACGGCAAUAACUGGUUGCCGCCAACCAAAGUUCCCUUCAAAUCUGAUUUUUGA
This is a messenger RNA of Microthlaspi erraticum, 1710 nucleotides long. The record is from the annotation of a GenBank genome assembly. NCBI's taxonomy places the organism in Eukaryota, Viridiplantae, Streptophyta, Magnoliopsida, Brassicales, Brassicaceae.